Messenger RNA from Prorocentrum cordatum, 351 nucleotides. The record is from the annotation of a GenBank genome assembly. Lineage: Eukaryota; Dinophyceae; Prorocentrales; Prorocentraceae.
GUGUUUUCGCCCAUGGCCUACCUGGCAGGAGAGGCCCUCACCCGGGGCCUGAGCAUCCGCAGCAGGUCGGAGCUCGCCGCCGCGGAGGGCGGCGGCGCGGGCGAGGCGGGGCGGCCGGCGGAGGCCGCGGGGCCCGAGGUUCACGGGCCCCGGCCCGCUGGCGACGCGCGCGGCUGCAGCGGCACGGCUGCAACGACGCCCCCCGUGGCGGCCUUCCUCCUCGAGGGCGAGGGCCAGCCGAGGGACGAGCUGGACCUGGCCGCGCAGGGCCUGCGCCGCGGCGCGGACAAUGCCGGCGGCCGCUUCAGCUGGCUGGGGGCGCUGGUGGCCGCUCCCGCCGCCUCAGCGGAC